Messenger RNA from Zingiber officinale, 1512 nucleotides. RefSeq names its product aromatic aminotransferase ISS1-like. The transcript is spliced from 9 exons. Gene Ontology annotation, biological process: biosynthetic process. The record is from RefSeq and is a predicted model, not a curated record. NCBI's taxonomy places the organism in Eukaryota, Viridiplantae, Streptophyta, Magnoliopsida, Zingiberales, Zingiberaceae. The coding region runs from base 199 to 1380 and encodes 393 amino acids. Gene Ontology annotation, molecular function: catalytic activity; pyridoxal phosphate binding.
CAAGCAAGGAGAGACUAGGGAUGAUAUCACGAGGUUGGUUGUUGAUACGUCCGCUAUAUGAGUCCAUUGGCAAGGAGAAGUUCGGUGGCUGUGGUCAUUCCUAAGAAUUAGGGCUUUUUUUUCUCUCUGAUCCCUCUCGUGUCGUACUACUCUCCUAGCCGUGGUCGCUAGGAAUUAGUGUUGGAGAAUACAAGGCGAAUGGGGUCUAAGGCCAAGCUUUCGAAGAGAGCCCUCGAGACGGAUACGCCUGUCAUGGUCCAGAUUCAGAAAUUGAUGCGUGGAGCUAAGGAUGCGAUCUCACUAGCUCAGGGUGUAGUCUAUUGGCAACCACCUGAACAGGCUCUAGAAAAAGUCCAAGGACUUGUUUGGGAACCUUCAAUUAGUAAAUAUGGUGCUGAUGAAGGUCUUCCAGAACUAAGGCAGGCUUUGAUUGAGAAGUUACAAAGGGAGAAUAAUCUGAAUAAGGUUGCAGUUAUGAUCACAGCUGGUGCAAAUCAGGCCUUUGUAAAUGUGGUACUUACCCUGUGUGAUCCAGGGGAUUCAGUUGUCAUGUUUGCACCAUAUUACUUCAAUUCUUACAUGUCAUUCCAGAUGACUGGCAUCACGGACAUAUUGGUUGGGCCUACUGACUCUAAAACACUUCAACCAGAUAUAGAAUGGUUAGAGAGGACUCUGUCACAAGAUCCCGUCCCAAAACUAGUUACUGUUGUAAAUCCAGGAAACCCUUCAGGGGCCUACAUCCCAAAGCCUCUUCUCUUGAAAAUGUCAGAUCUUUGUAAAAGAGCUGGUGCAUGGUUUGUUGUAGAUAAUACAUAUGAAUAUUUCAUGUAUGAUGGGUUGAAGCAUUCUUGCAUAGAAGAUGACCACAUAGUCAAUAUCUUCUCAUUUUCUAAAGCGUAUGGAAUGAUGGGAUGGCGCGUCGGAUAUAUUGCCUAUCCGGAAGCUGUUGAUGGUUUUGCGGCUCAACUUCUCAAAAUCCAAGACAACAUACCCAUCUGUGCCAGCAUCAUAAGCCAGCGUUUGGCCCUCCACUCCCUGGAAGUUGGACCAGAAUGGGUCCAAGAAAGGGUGCAGAACCUCAUAAAGAACAGAGAGAUGCUGGUGCAGGCUUUGGCUCCACUCGGGGAAGAAAAUGUCAAGGGUGGCGAGGGUGCCAUCUAUCUCUGGGCAAAGCUUCCCGAGGAGUUCCCUGACGACUACGAGGUUGUCCGAUGGCUGGUGAAGAAGCACCAUGUGGUCGUAAUUCCUGGUAGCGCCAGUGGUGGUCCGGGUUAUCUUCGAGUUUCAUUCGGUGGAUUGAAGGAGGCCGACUGUGAGGUUGCUGCCUACAGGCUGAAAAAGGGUUUAGAAGAGCUGAUGAAGGAUGGCAUGGUUGAGUAACUGUGAUCUGCUCAAAUGCACUUGCGGGGCUUCGAAGUGCAAGUGAUCAUAUGUUUCAUUUGCCUUCUUGACUGGCACAAAUAACACCUCGUCGAAUGCAAAUGCUUCUUGCAUCCAUAGUUUUUUCUUCCA